AUAAUGUUUAAUUAUUUUAAAUUAUAUUUAAUAUGUGAUCAAUCAAAGCCUCAAAGCAGAAGACAUGCCGGCGAUUUCAAUCCCUUCCCUCCUCUGCGGCCACCACUAUCGCCUCCACCCUCGGCUAACCACCGCACUAUCGUCUAUAGGCCACUUGAAUUUCUCUUUCUUUUCCAAGUCACGCUCCGGCUGUAGACAUCUCUCCAAUUCGUCUACCUCGUUAUGUGCAGAACCAUCUGCACCCUUGCCCGCCGCAAAUUCUCGGUCUGGCAGGUCCGGCUCUCUCUCUGGACCUUCGCUACAAAUUGACGGCGUGCGGAAAAUAGAUGUCAAUCCCCCAAAAGGCACCCGGGACUUCCCCCCUGAAGACAUGCGUCUUCGCAGUUGGCUCUUUCAGAACUUCAGAGAGGUUUCACAGCUGUUUGGGUUUGAAGAGGUGGAUUUUCCAGUGCUAGAGUCAGAGACUCUGUUUAUUAGGAAGGCUGGGGAGGAGAUUAGAGACCAGCUUUACUGUUUUGAAGACCGGGGAAACCGCCGAGUUGCAUUGAGGCCUGAACUCACUCCUUCCUUGGCGCGACUUGUGAUGCAGAAAGGGUACUUGUGCCAGGCUUUGAUCUCCAUGUUUUUUUCAUGUCCAGAAAAUCAGUGCCUCUUCCACUAAAAUGGUUUGCCAUUGGGCAGUGCUGGCGCUAUGAGAGAAUGACUAGGGGCCGACGUCGUGAACAUUACCAGUGGAACAUGGAUAUCAUUGGUGUGCCUGAUGUUACUGCUGAAGCUGAGCUUAUAUCCUCAAUCAUAACCUUUUUCAAACGCAUUGGCAUCACAGCUUCGGACGUUGGAUUUAAGGUCUCUAGUCGGAAGGUUUUGCAAGAAGUACUGAAUUGCUACUCUGUUCCUGAAACUAUGUUCAGUAGGGUGUGCAUAAUUAUUGACAAGGUCAACCUUAUUCCGUGGCAUGUAUUAUUCUGAAGUUGCAUUAUCUACCAUUUGAUCAUCUUUUACCAUAUUUUUUGUUGCUUGAUUUCACCCUCAAUAACUUGUCAUGUAGCAACAUGUGAACAACAAUUUCAUUUUUUCUUAUUGCUUGCAAAAUACGUUCUAUUCUUCUGUGAUGUGAUGUCUUCCACACUCUAGAAUCUAAAUGUUGUUUACCACUGUCACACGGAGAGAUUGUGUCUCACUUGACCCAGACAUUGAAAUCUCAUGAUCUAAUUCUCAAGAAAAAUUCACACUUUUGCAUUAGAAGUUAAGGGUUAUGCUUGAUGAGUCAGGCUGGACCACUGGAAGCAGAAAGAUAUUUUGUGUGUGAUGGGACUGUAGCAAGAAAUAGCAAUAAUUCAAGCAGAAACUCUUCUGUAACAUUACUCUUUUCCUUGGUGCUAAACUGUUAUUUUAUUACAAAUGAGUAAGUGAUCAAUGUUCUAAUAGGUCCUCUAAACAGCUGAGGGUAUGAUU
This is a messenger RNA of Cuscuta campestris, 1455 nucleotides long. NCBI's taxonomy places the organism in Eukaryota, Viridiplantae, Streptophyta, Magnoliopsida, Solanales, Convolvulaceae. The record is from the annotation of a GenBank genome assembly.